Molecule: messenger RNA, 228 nt
Organism: Naegleria fowleri
Lineage: Eukaryota; Heterolobosea; Eutetramitea; Acrasida; Naegleriidae
Exons: 2
Coding region: 1-228 (75 amino acids)
Source: RefSeq, a predicted model, not a curated record
AUGCAAAACAAAGAAUCGCUGAAACUUUUCAUGCGUGUGCUUCGAAGUGUGAGAAAACUUCCUGUUGAUGCACAAGGCUAUUAUCGAAAUUAUGCCUAUCAGCAAUUUCAAAAUCACAAAGCUGAAAAUGAAGAACGAACACAACAAAUUCUAGAAAGAGCAAAACAAGAUAUUGAGUGGAUUGAAAGAAAAUACAACAUUCAUUCGGCUUCCAACAAAUUUAAUUAA